Letharia columbiana is the source of this 1719-nucleotide messenger RNA. RefSeq lists its product as uncharacterized. Bases 1 to 1719 code for a protein of 572 amino acids. Lineage: Eukaryota; Fungi; Ascomycota; Lecanoromycetes; Lecanorales; Parmeliaceae. The record is from RefSeq and is a predicted model, not a curated record. Gene Ontology annotation, biological process: lipid metabolic process. Gene Ontology annotation, molecular function: triacylglycerol lipase activity. The transcript is spliced from 2 exons.
AUGGCUCUCUCAUCAAUACUGGGCGUGCUCACCGAGGUAGGCAGCUACUGGCAAACCAAAGCUUCACGCUGGUGGCACAAAAAGCCCGCCCUCAACACCCAUCUCUCGACCCUCGCCAGCGCCUCCUCCUUCGAAGAAUGGGAAGAAUCGGCCUUCGCCCUCGACGAGCUCCUGCACCUCGACCUCUGGCGCCAAAAUGCCUCCUCCAAAUACUAUGACUACCGGCUCAUGAACGAGCGACGCAUCGCCAUUAUCAAUUCCCGGGAAGAAGAAGACAUACCCGGUCUCGUGAACCUACUCAGGUCGGGGCUGGUCAGGAACUUGGGCAACAUUACGACUCCGAAGCUGUUCAAUAGGGCAUAUGCGGGGACGAAGUUAUUGAUUGAAGAGUACAUAACGCAAGUGGCGCUGGCGGUGGAGUAUGUGACGGCUUUGCCCACGACGCAGAGUUAUGAGAGUGGGUGGACGAGUCAGGCGAAGUUGGAUUUGCUGCAUGACACACGGCAGGCGUUUGGACGGUCGACGCUGGUGCUGCAGGGAGGGGCUAUGUUUGGACUAUGCCAUGUGGGAGUUGUCAAAGCUCUACAUCUAAGAGGACUGUUGCCGAGGAUUAUCACGGGGACAGCGACCGGAGCUCUGAUCGCGGCGCUGGUGGGCAUACACACUGAAGACGAACUGCUGGAUUUUCUCAAUGGCGAUGGUAUCAACUUAACGGCUUUCGCAAGACACAACAGCGACGGCUCAACCACAGAAGAGAGGCAAGGAUUGAUAUCAAGCCAUCAGACGGGCACAGUGCAGACAUGUCUCCGCCGACUGAUGAGAUUUGUACGAGAAGGUCACUUUUUGGACGUCAACGUCCUCGAAGAGUGCGUCCGUGCCAAUGUUGGCGAUCUCACAUUCGAGGAAGCCUACGCUCGUACGAAACGAGUGCUGAACAUCACCGUUGCUACUUCGAACCGAGGCGGCGUACCUAACCUCUUGAACUACAUCACAGCGCCCAACGUGCUCAUCUGGUCUGCCGCCCUCGCCUCCAACGCUUCCAGCACCCGCCUCUACCACCCCCACAGCCUCCUCUGCAAAGACGAAACGGGUGCUAUAGUCCCCUGGCUUAUAUCGCCGCAAAUAACGUUCCACAGCUGGAAAUCCGCUAGCUACACCACCAACGAGCGCGACUCCCCACUCUCUCGCAUCGCUGAGCUUUUCAACGUCAACCACUUUGUCGUCAGCCAAGCGAGGCCAUAUAUUGCGCCGUUCUUGAGAAGCGAUUCACAGCAUCCCGAUAAUCCGAGGCAGGCGAGGAGACAGGGUAUCGUCGUGCCGUUGCUAAGGCUGAUGACGCUGGAGGUGCAUCAUCGACUUAGUCAGUUGGACUCUUUGGGGAUGCUGCCAACCUCCAUCCGCAGGCUCCUCAUCGACGAGACAGUCCCUGGCCCCAGUCUUACCCUGGUACCAGACCUGGCGCCCAGUGACUUUCUGAAACUGCUCGAAACGCCAACGAAGGAGAGCCUUGACUACUGGAUCCUGCACGGCGAGCGGAGCGUCUGGCCCGCCGUGAGCUCUCUUAAAGUGCGAUGUGCAGUCGAAGUAGAAUUAGACCGGUGCUAUCAACUCGUCAGGCGACGAAAGCCGAUGGAUGCGAGUAGCCCCACUGCAGUUCGAAGCGCGAGUCAAGCAUCUGAGAAACGGAUAAGGAGAGCUGCUAGCGUUGGGCAGGGUUGA